Messenger RNA from Pistacia vera, 1293 nucleotides. RefSeq names its product probable protein S-acyltransferase 15. Gene Ontology annotation, biological process: protein targeting to membrane; peptidyl-L-cysteine S-palmitoylation. Gene Ontology annotation, cellular component: Golgi apparatus; endoplasmic reticulum. The coding region runs from base 83 to 1024 and encodes 313 amino acids. NCBI's taxonomy places the organism in Eukaryota, Viridiplantae, Streptophyta, Magnoliopsida, Sapindales, Anacardiaceae. The record is from RefSeq and is a predicted model, not a curated record. The transcript is spliced from 11 exons. Gene Ontology annotation, molecular function: protein-cysteine S-palmitoyltransferase activity.
CUCACACCCAAGCACGGCAUCACAGCAUUCCCUAAUUGUCGUUGCACAUUAUUCCCAACUCGAACAAAUUUUGGCGCAAGAAAUGGUACAAUUAAACGAUCACAUGAAGCUCUCAGCUUCAUUGCAGUUAAUCGGUCGCUGUAUAGUCUCAUUUAUCUUCGUGGUGCUAACUCAAUUUGCCAUCUCUUUAGUUCCUUGCUUCUUCUCCGGCUCACCAUUUUUUAUCCAACUCACGCUCUCAGCUUUGGUGCUGCUGGUAGUGGUAGGUGUUGGUGGAUGGAGUAGGCGGAUUCUUAGAGUCUAUGCGUCAGCUCCGGCUUUCGUUUUUCUCAAUAUACUGUUUAUUUGGGGUUCUUAUGUGGCUGUUAUUCGACGAGCUGUUUCAAAUUUAAUGGAUGCUUUAUUCAAUGGACAGAUUGCCGUUAUCGUAAUUGGUUUGUGUAGGAUCCUUUCAAGUGAUCCGGGUCGGGUAACACAUGAAUCUCUUUGUUCGGACAGACUUGUUGAAAGUUCAGGUUUUGGAGUUGAACCUGGCAAUAAGAAUUCCCCUUCACUCAGGAGGGUAAGAUAUUGUAAAUCGUGCAAGGCACACAUAAAGGGGUUUGACCAUCAUUGUCCUGCUUUUGGGAACUGUAUAGGCCAGAACAACUAUGUUCUCUUCAUUGCUCUUUUGCUUGGAUUUUUAACAGCCGAAGCCUCUUACCUUGUGUGCUCAGUUCAGUUUGUCAGAAAAUCUCAAAAAUUUGAUAGAAAUUGGUUAGAGAUUAAUCUGGUUGGAAAUUUGGCUAUUAGCACGAUGCUGUUCUCUGUUCUCCAAAUACUAUGGCAGGGUGUGUUUCUGACUUGGCAUUUAUAUUGUGUAUGCUUCAACAUCAAAACCGAUGAGUGGAUAAACUGGAAGAAAUAUCCAGAGUUUCAACUUGUUCAGUCUGAACCAGGAGAAAGCUUUACUAGGGUGGAGUUUAGAAAUCCAUAUGAUAAGGGUGUUCUACAAAAUGUGAAGGAACUUUUAGCAUUAAGAUGAUAACAGUAUCAAUGCAUAUAUUCCACUAACAUGCGGUAAUGGCUGUCUGUCUUCCUUGUGCUGGCAAUUUAUGUUUGUCGAAGGCAGUAUUUUGAUGCACAAAAUGAGCCUUAUGAGAAUUUAAAUGAUAGCCUUGGCUCAUAUGAAGUUACCUCUAUGUAAAUACGUUUCUUUGGAUUAGGGCACAAUCAAAAUGUCAAUAGAAUGGAAUAGCCUGAUGACUAAUUUGUAGUGCUAAUCGAGUUAUUGGAUAAUUUAGUCUCAGUUUA